CCCGGCCCGUCGGGACUCGGGAGUGGCUUUCUGCGCCCCCAGGGUGCGCCCGGAGCGCAGCUGCGCAAAGAUCAGCGCAAYCCAGGGACGCGAUGGGUGCGUAGCGCCUGAACUCACAAAGGGAUUGUAGCUGAGCUUUGUUUUAUGUACGUCUGAGAUAUUUUUUUAAUUCAUUUUUCAAAAAUGAGACGAGUCAGACCCGGGUUCUACAACAAGGAAGUGAACCAAAGCGCGUGGGUAGUCCCUGAGCGGUACCAGAACCUGCGGCAGGUCGGGGCCGGGGCGUACGGAACAGUGUGUUAUGCGCUGGACACCAAAACAGGGGCCAAAGUGGCGAUCAAGAAGCUCUAUAGGCCUUUCCAGUCGGAGACGUUCGCCAAGCGGGCCUUCAGGGAGCUGAGGCUCAUCAAACACAUGAAGCAUGAGAACGUCAUUGGUUUGCUGGAUGUGUUCACUCCAGACCUUUCUUUGGACCGGUUCCAUGAUUUUUAUAUCGUGAUGCCGUUCAUGGGAACAGAUCUGGGGAAGCUGAUGAAGAAACUUAGUCUGUCAGAUGAAAGAAUUCAGUAUCUGGGUUAUCAGAUUCUCAAAGGUCUUAAGUAUAUCCAUUCUGCUGGCAUUAUUCACAGGGAUUUAAAACCCUCAAAUCUAGCCGUGAACCAGGAAUGUGAGCUAAAGAUUUUAGACUUCGGUUUAGCACGGCAGGCGGACAGCGAGAUGACGGGGUAUGUGGUGACCCGCUGGUACAGAGCUCCGGAGGUCAUCCUGAACUGGAUGCACUACACGCAAACCGUGGAUAUUUGGUCCGUGGGCUGCAUCUUGGCAGAGAUGCUCCAAGGAAGAGCUCUUUUUAAAGGMGCCGAUCACAUAGAUCAGCUGGAGCAGACCUGGAAGGUCACAGGAACACCGACUCAAGAGUUUAUAUCGAAACUAGAAUCAGAAGACGCUAAAGAUUACCUAAAGAAAGCUUCAUCAAAGCCUAAAGCAGAUCUUCAUACAUUAUUCCCUGAUGUUAAUCCACAAGCCGUGACUGUCCUGGAGCGCAUGCUGCUGCUGGAUCCAGAGGAGCGGGUAACGGCUGCAGAGGCRCUCGCUCUGCCUUACUUUGCUGAAUUCAGGGAUCCGGAGGAGGAGACGGCGUGCGAGCCGUUCGACUUCACGGUUGUCAAYGCAGAGCUUACGGUGGAUCAGUGGAAACGUCACACCUUCACCGAGAUCUUGACCUUUAAACCCGUUUCAAUAAAUUCCAAGGAAUCCACCCUAUAAUGGACCGAGUUCACAGUGCAACCUGGGACCAGAACAAACCAAAACCUUGACAAGGCUUAACGAGGAGCCAGCUGAUGAUGAAUGAGGCCUUCAGGUGAUCAACUCAACCGUUUGAAGAAAACUAGAAAUCCUUUUGAUUACUAAGCAGGUAACAAUUAAGCAUUUUAAAUUGCAUCAUAGAGGUGUUUUUUUCUUUUUCUUUUUUUUUUAAUUAGCUAAUUUUCAGGUACUUGCACUCCAGGC
Molecule: messenger RNA, 1509 nt
Organism: Austrofundulus limnaeus
Lineage: Eukaryota; Metazoa; Chordata; Actinopteri; Cyprinodontiformes; Rivulidae
Gene: mapk12a
Product: mitogen-activated protein kinase 12a
Biological process (GO): protein phosphorylation
Molecular function (GO): MAP kinase activity; ATP binding
Source: RefSeq, a predicted model, not a curated record